AUGAUCAUAGUAAAUUUAACCGCAUUGAGUGGGUUCCUCCUCAUGGGGUUUUCUGACAUUCGGGAGCUACAGAUUUUACAUGGCUUGCUGUUCUUGGCAGUGUACUUAUUAACCUUAGCAGGUAACCUCAUCAUUAUCAUCAUCACCACAGUGGACGAGCAUCUCCAAGCCCCAAUGUAUUACUUCUUAAAACAGCUUUCCCUCCUGAAUCUCUCCUUCAUCACUGUAACAGUUCCCCAGUCCAUUGACAAUUCUCUGAUGGAUGAUGGCUAUAUUUCUCAAGGUCAGUGCAUACUCCAGGUUUUCUUCUUCAAAUCUUUGGCUUGGUCUGAGAUGGCCAUUCUAACAGUGAUGUCUUAUGACCGCUAUGCAGCCAUCUGCUUCCCAUUGCAUUACGAGGUCAUCAUGAAUCCUAGGACGUGUCAGAGGGCUGUGAUAGCCAUAUGGCUAAAUGGAAACAUCUCUGGAAUCUUGUUCACAACAACCAAAUUCUCUAUCACAUUCUGUAAACCCAAAAUAAUCCACCAGUUCUUCUGUGACAUCCCCCAGUUGCUAAAGCUGUCCUGUUCUGAUGAUUACCUCAGAGUGAUUGGUGUAACAACUUUCCUGCCUGUGCUGGGAUUUAUUGGCUUCAUCUCCAUUGUCCUCUCCUAUAUCCAGUUCUUUUCCACAGUAUUAAGAAUACCCUCUACUGAGGGCAGAUCCAAGGCCUUCUCUACUUGCCUGCCCCACCUCUUUGUUGUCGCAUUUUAUGUUUUCACAGGUAUGUUUGCAUUUCUAAAACCAACUUCAGAUUCUCCAACUGCUUUUGACCUUAUGAUUUCUAUCUUUUAUACAGUCACUCCCCCAACACUCAACCCUGUUAUCUACAGUCUGAGGAACGAGGGCAUGAAGGAAGCUUUCAGAAAGUUACUGUUGGGUGGACAAUUCACCAGGAAAAAAAAAUUUUGUGCUCUUGUUGAUACAUCUUUCUUAUUACCUGUAAGCAAAAUUCUAAAUAAUAUUGAGUUCAUUCAAUAA
This is a messenger RNA of Chrysochloris asiatica (Cape golden mole), 1020 nucleotides long. Its product is annotated as olfactory receptor 14J1-like. Gene Ontology annotation, biological process: G protein-coupled receptor signaling pathway. The transcript has a single exon. Bases 1 to 1020 code for a protein of 339 amino acids. Gene Ontology annotation, cellular component: membrane. The record is from RefSeq and is a predicted model, not a curated record. Gene Ontology annotation, molecular function: G protein-coupled receptor activity; odorant binding; olfactory receptor activity. NCBI's taxonomy places the organism in Eukaryota, Metazoa, Chordata, Mammalia, Afrosoricida, Chrysochloridae.